AUGGCGGUACAUGUGCUCUGUGUUUUACUCAUUAUAUUCCAAGUGGUAUACGGCAAUGAACAAUACAAAAAUGAUGGAAUCAUGAAUAGAAUAAACAGUGGUAUGAAAUUCGCCCAAGAUUUUCUUGGCUCCGAAUCAGUAGCUCUAAAAGUAGCAGAGUUCGUAGUGAGAGCCUUUCAAACAGGGAAUAAACCUAAACCAUUCAACCGACGAUGGCCUCAGUCUGAUCCUCAUAGCGCGGAGACAGUACAAUAUUCUUCAAAUGAAAGUGAAUCUCACAGUAAUGGCAAAGUGCCCGUCUAUGACGUCAACGAAUCUCAAAGCCCUUUGACGCCUAUACGACAGCUAGUAAGACUUUUUGGACUGCAACCGAAUCAAAUAAGUGCCGUGGCUAUUAACGCUAUAGUUUUCGUCGCACAGUUGAUAUCUACAUUCUUAGCAGGACCAAAACGCGAAUCAGCACCGUACCGAUCAGAUGAUCCUGCUAUGUGGAUCCUGAAUAAGAAUUCAAGAAGACUUCAAGAUAUUCUCACUGCUGCUAAAAAUACGUCUUUGCCAGAUGCCAUUGACGAAUUAAUCCAAGAAAAAGGCACUGGCGAAGAAACUAGUUGUAUUCGGCUCUUAGUUUGUAAAGUUACUCCGUUUAUUUCUAGAAUGCAAAAAACCGUAUUUGGUAACGAAGACGAAGUAAAAAAUGAAAGGUCUAGUAAAGAACUACGUGGCUCAGCAGUGAUGUACCGCCAUCUACCGACAGCUGAAGAAAUCAACGCUCGGAACGACAUCUGUGAACAACAACAUAAAGAUUGUAAUCUUAAUGAGUGA
Messenger RNA from Arctia plantaginis, 822 nucleotides. The record is from the annotation of a GenBank genome assembly. Lineage: Eukaryota; Metazoa; Arthropoda; Insecta; Lepidoptera; Erebidae.